Molecule: messenger RNA, 3575 nt
Organism: Hemiscyllium ocellatum (epaulette shark)
Lineage: Eukaryota; Metazoa; Chordata; Chondrichthyes; Orectolobiformes; Hemiscylliidae
Gene: cpt2
Product: carnitine palmitoyltransferase 2
Exons: 5
Coding region: 64-2037 (657 amino acids)
Biological process (GO): fatty acid beta-oxidation
Cellular component (GO): mitochondrion
Molecular function (GO): carnitine O-palmitoyltransferase activity
Source: RefSeq, a predicted model, not a curated record
AUCUGUUUCGGGUGAGAGGGAGGGUGUUGCCAGGGACCGGGUGUUCGUGGAUCUCCGGUCACUAUGGCUGUACUGAGGCUGCCUUCCAGAGUCAGCAGGCAGCUCCCCCUGCCCCCGACCCUGACCCGGAGCCGGAGCACCUCCAGCUCCGAGCUGGACUAUCUGCACAAGAGCAUUGUGCCCACCGACCACUUCCAGAGGAGCCUGCCGCGAUUACCGAUUCCAAAAUUGCAGGACACAAUGCAACGUUACCUGACUGCACAGAAGCCACUUUUAGAUAAUGACCAGUAUAAGAGAACUAAACAGUUGGCUGAGGAUUUUGAAAAGGGGAUUGGUAAACAGUUGCACGAAGAACUUGUGGCCCAAGACAAAAGAAAUAAACACACCAGCUUCAUUUCAGGACCAUGGUUUGAUAUGUACCUCACUGCACGUGAACCAGUUGUCUUAAAUCAUAAUCCCUUUAUGUCUUUCAAUUCUGAUCCAAAUUCUGCAAACAAUGAUCAGGUUAUUAGAGCGACCAACAUGACUGUGUCUGCACUGCGUUUCAUGAAGACUUUUCGAGCUGGCUUGUUGGAACCUGAAAUCUUUCAUCUUAAUCCUGCUAAAAGUGAUACAUCUUAUUUUAAGAACAUCAUUCGAUUUGUUCCUGCCUCUCUUUCAUGGUAUGGAGCCUACAUGGUUAAUGCCUACCCACUUGAUAUGUCUCAGUACUACAGACUAUUCAAUUCUACUCGUAUUCCCAGACCAGGUAGAGAUGAGCUGUUUACAGAUGAGAGUGCCAAGCACUUGCUGGUGAUGAGAAAUGGACAUUUCUACACAUUUGACGUUAUCGAUAGAGAUGGAAGAAUCACAAAAGCUUCUGAAAUCCAAGCUCAUUUCAAAUAUAUUUUGUCUGAUCCGAGGCCCCCUCCUGAAUUUUGUCUUGGAUAUCUGACAAGUGAAAAUAGAGAUACUUGGACCUCAAUGAGACUGAGGCUGUUGGAGGCUGGGAAUACAGAGACGCUGAAGAAAAUAGAUACAGCCGUCUUCUGUAUUUGCCUUGAUGAUAUCACUGUGAAGGACCACCUGCAGCUCUCUCAUAACAUGCUUUAUGGAAAUGGCUUCAACCGCUGGUAUGACAAAUCCUUCAGCAUUAUAUUAACCAAAGAUGGUCAUGCAGCUGUGAAUUUUGAACAUUCAUGGGGUGAUGGUGUGGCCGUACUGCGUUUAAUGAAUGAAAUUUUCAAGGACACAACUGAGAGACCUGCAGUUUCAGCCACUACCUUACCUGCAACAGUUGACUCCUCUCAGUCUGUGCAGAAGCUCGAGUUUAAAUUUGAUGAUUUUCUAAAAUCAGGUAUUUCGAGUGCCAAGGAAAAAUUUGAUAACACAGUGAGCACCUUAACUUUUGAUGCACUGGAGUUCAAAAAUGGUGGGAAGGUAUUCCUGAAAAAACAAAAUGUCAGCCCCGAUGCAGUUGCACAACUCUCUUUUCAGAUGGCUUUUUUGAGACAGUAUGGAAAAACGGUUGCCACCUAUGAGUCUUGUAGCACUGCAGCGUUUAAACAUGGCCGGACAGAAACAAUUCGCCCUGCCACCAUUUAUACGAAGAAAUGCAGUGAAGCAUUUGUGAAGGAGUCAUCAAAACACAGCAUUUCAGACUUGCGGGCGAUGAUCAACGAGUGCUCAAAGUAUCAUGGACAGCUGACUAAAGAGGCUGCCAUGGGUCAGGGAUUUGACCGGCAUUUGUUUGCUCUGCGAUACCUAGCAAAAUCUAAAGGAAUAUCUUUACCAGAACUAUUCCAAGACCCAUCAUAUAUUCAAAUCAACCAUAAUAUUCUUUCUACUAGCACUCUCAGCAGUCCUGCAGUCCAAUUAGGGGGUUUCGCACCAGUCGUUCCUGAUGGUUUUGGUGUUGGUUAUGGUGUUCAUGAUCACUGGAUAGGAUGCAACCUAUCCAGCUAUCCGGCCCGAGAUCCUAAAGAAUUCUUAAAAUGUUUAAACAAAAGCCUGAACGACAUUUUUGGUGUGUUAGAAGGACAACCUGUCAGCAGCUGAGGUACAUGAACUGAGUGGCUAGACAUGAAUCUGAAUAUAAUGACUGUACUCUGCAAUUGUAGAAUGUGCAUUUAUAAAGCAUAUUGUUGAUCGGUAUAUUCUAGAAGAAAAUGAUAAUUGAAUCAACAGUCAGUAAUUGAGGGUGAGACAAUGUUGUGUAUUUGCAAAUCUCUAUUCUACUCAGGAUGGCUCACAUUACCAGUGACCCAGGUUCAAUUCCACCCUUGGGAAACUGGCUGUGGAGAAUUUGUACACUUGCCCUGUUCCUGCAUGGGUUUCCUUUGGUUUUCUCCCACAGACCAACGGUUUGCAGGUUAAGUAGACUGGCCACGUUAAAUUGACCAAAGUGUCCAGGAAUGUGCAGGCUAGGUGGGCUAGCCAUGAAAGUGCAGGGUUACAGGGAUAGGGUUGGGUCUCUGAUACUAUUUAGAGGUUUGGUGUGGACUCGAUGGGCUGAAUGGCCUGCUUCCACGCUGUCGAGAUUCUAUGAAUCUGGGUCACACAGGACUCUAAGUGCAAGUCUCCUUACAUCGCUGCCUACAAAAUGAGUGUGGGUCCAAACUAAUUAAGUGCUUAAUGAUAAUGACUGGAAAUAUAACACUGAUGCACGGGCUAUUUGGUGUAGUGGUAUAUCCCUACCUCUGGCCCAGGAGGCCCUGGUUCAAAACCCUCCUGUUCCAGAGGUUUAAAAUAAAAAUACUUCCAUCAGUGAUACAAUAGUGAUGCUUUCUUGGAGAAGAAGAAAAUUGUUGGGCAUUUUUAAAAUGUCUUUUUCAUAAGUGUUGCAUCUGAUUUAAAAGCACUAGAAAUUGUGUUUAAUCCUGAAUACCCAAAUCUCUAGCCUUGUUAAGCACAAAAUUUAGUUAUUAUAAUUUUAUGAUCUGGUUCUUGACCAAUAAAUUUAUUUGAUUACUGUGACAAGUUGAUAACCACUCUUUCAAUGUUAUACAGCUAAAAAUACUGAUUUAGCCACAACCUAUGAACAUCUCAUACAUCCUUGACUACACUUCAAAUCUUGGUCACAAGUCUUAAAAGAAUACCAAAGUAUAUUAUUGCUAGUUCAUAUCAAAUAUAAAUUUUAACUUUAAUAGUUUUUCACUACCACCACCCCUAUAUCCUUUUUUUUUGUCAACACAAUCUUACAGUGGAUGUGUUCAGGAGUUUUGGCCAAGUCUUUUCUAAACAUUUCUUUUCGGAGCUUACAUUACAUUUUAAGCAUUCUAUGGUUCUAAUAUUGGGAUGUAAUACUUCCCAUGAAACAUCAUUUGUUUUUAAUAUUUCAAUGCAUCAAAUUUGGGGACAAUCAAACAGUUACCAAGCAUUCAGAUGUGAUGUGUUUAAUUAUGCGCUCUCAAUGCAAUUUGAGUACUUUGCACUGUGUUCAUUGUAUAUUUGGAUCAGCAGUAGUAACAUAACUGAACUUUGUAAUACUCAGUGCUAAAUAACUGCCGUGUUUCAAAGUUAUGUUGAAUAACAUUGGACUAAUUUUGGCCAUCUGGACUAAUUAUAUUGCAUUAAUGCGUUUUCAAAUGAAACCA